Messenger RNA from Mycena indigotica, 1503 nucleotides. Its product is annotated as Bromo domain-containing protein. Gene Ontology annotation, cellular component: NuA4 histone acetyltransferase complex. The transcript is spliced from 7 exons. Bases 64 to 1503 code for a protein of 479 amino acids. Gene Ontology annotation, molecular function: protein binding. Lineage: Eukaryota; Fungi; Basidiomycota; Agaricomycetes; Agaricales; Mycenaceae. The record is from RefSeq and is a predicted model, not a curated record.
CCAUGUCAUCAUCAUCAUCGACUCGGACGUGAAAGCAACUCGACUGAAAGAGCUGUUGUAGGAAUGUCAAGACGCGCGAAACCGAAGACACCAGAAGGCAGCACGCUGGAGCGUCUCGUAUUGGCCCAGUCCAGCUGGGAAGUCGGAACUGCCUCUUGGCUGAAGAUCUCUCGCAUUCUCGCCAAACAUCCCUUGCUUGCGCAUCGGAAAACAUUCUUUUCUGCUCAAUCUUGUCAUGCGCUCUAUAAUCUUAUGAUGAAGGACUGUGGGUUUGAAUUAACCGAGGCGUCUCACAACCCACAAGAGCCGAUACAUCUCAGACUUGCGGAAAAAUACUACUCAGAACGCGUCGAAGAGUUGCGCGGUCUCAUUCAAGCUGAGGAACAACAGUUUAUGUCCAUCACCGCGGAAAUAGACUCUUUACGAUCUGGAAAGAGCGAUGCAGUGAUAGAGGAAUCAGUGCUGCCAACCGACGAUAUUCCAGCAAUCGAGGCAGAUAAAACCCCUUCUUCAGAAGCCACUGUUGCGCCAGAAACAUCUCCUAAACCUGACCCACCGACAGUAGACUCCACACCGAUUGAACUAGACCCUCCAGAGGCAUUGCCAACUCAAGAAGGGAUCCAAGCUGCCGAAGGCGAACUUGCGACUCAACCUACUCCUCAACUUGAAACAGAGGAAUCCAUAACUGAACCAGCCUUUGAGGAAGCUCAUAACGAGUCGCCGGUUGAUGAACAGGGUCACACGAGCAUUACUGCGCCUGAAGAACCUCGACUGCCUGAAGAACCUGAACUGGAAGUCGAGCAGUCUGAAGGCCCAGAUGAUGUUGUGCCAAUUGAAGAUGUAACGAUGCGUGAAGAAUCCCCUCCCUCCAUUCCUCAGCCUCCACCACCGAAGAAGCGAGGUCGAAAACCGCUGCAUAAACCAACACCAGAGCCUGAUGCUGAUGCGACUGACUCGGCGCUAGAAACACUCGCAGAGGACGACAUUCCUUUGUCUGCUAUCGGCCGGAAACGAGAAGGCAAACGCAAGGCGUCAUUCAUGGGAGGCAUGGACUCACCUCGCGAGCGGAAACGAGCGAGAGAGGACUCUGAACCUGCAGAAGAUGAGGAUCCAUCAGCAUCUUCGACUGCUCUCCGCCGUAAUAAGCCAACAGGAGUCGCUCAAAAGCGCUUCCAAACCGUUAUCACUAUGGUCCACUCGCAAAUCUCACAACACCGAAAUGGCAAUAUUUUUCACAACCCCAUCAAGACUUCUGAAGCGCCAGAUUACCACGACAUCGUAAAGCGACCAAUCGACCUGAAAACGAUCAAAGCCAAAAUCAAAGACGGCCUCAUCAGCAAUUCUCUCGAGUACCAGCGCGACAUCUACUUGAUGUUUGCGAAUGCCAUGAUGUACAAUCGGCCAGGUUCAGACGUCCACACAAUGGCUGAAGAUAUGAUGAUUGAAAGCGAUGCCCAUAUCAAUGCCUUCCGUUCGGUAGGGAGCGAUCACCUGACUUACUAG